GCGAUCUCCGUCUCCUCGCAGCUGUGAUGAGCAAAACCUGUGGAGCCACGUCCAGGGAUGAGCAUUUCAGCUGGGAGCGGGUCGAGAAGACAGGGUUUCAAUGGAGAAGGCCAAAUAGUGGCGACUAUGGUGCGACGUUCAGGAAACUGAGGCCUUCUUGAAGAUUUUCUUUUUCUGUCUUCUUCGAGAUUUGUUUAAACUUUUUUAAAACCAAAUGGACAGAUUUAAACCAAGCUAAUUCAAGUUUUUCAAGAAAUCAGUGAUUGGGGAGUUGCUGGUAAACCAGACUUUACGCGUUCGGGAAGAUGUCUGACAGAUCGCAGACUCCAGAGACCCAAAGCCGGCCUUAUGACUUCAGCCGGACCGGCGCUUGGAGCAACCAGGUUUUGGGUCAGGAUGGCGCGGCCAACGCUUCGUCUUUCCAGUUCGAUCACGGGGUUUUGGCAGACCCGAGUCUGCUUUACCGCAAACCCGCCUACGGAGGAAUCACACCCGCGUCCGGGCAGACGUUUCUCCCCUUCCCACCCGUCGGCAGCGACUUCAGGGGAUCGGAGCUGCAGGCUGGGGACUUUGGGCAGCCAAAGCACUGGUAUCCCUUCGCGGCGCCCGAGUACACCGGCCAGAUACCCGGCGUGACCGCGGCCGCCCAGCCCGCCAACCUGAGCCCCCAGAUAGCCGAGACUCGGGAGCAAAUCAGAUUACCCGAGAUCAAGACAGAGGACACCGGAGAUGGUUAUUCGACCGAGAUGAAGGUCCAGCAGUAUCCGAAUCUUGCGCCUUCCGCGGGCAUGCCCCACGGAGUCUUCUACCCGCCGGCUUGGAACCCGUCCUUCUGGCCCAGGAUCACUCACAUCACCCCACCAGGAAGCAACAACCAAAACCCCUCGGCGUCCUCGACACCUUCCCCGUCGAUGUCCCCCUCGCCCCCGAGCAACGGGAUCCAGGGCAACGCGUUUUUCAGCGUGAGCUCCAACAACCAGGUUCCCUCGGAGCCGCAGGCGCAGACCCCGGCCACCAACACGCGGAGCAGCGGGUCUUCAAGCGGAGGCUGCAGCGACUCCGAGGAGGAGAACAUCACCACUGAAGAGCUGGAGCAGUUUGCCAGGGAGCUGAAACACAAACGGAUCACUUUGGGCUUUACUCAGGCAGACGUUGGCCUUGCUCUUGGUAACCUUUAUGGUAAGAUGUUCAGCCAGACAACCAUUUGCCGCUUCGAGGCCCUGCAGCUGAGCUUCAAGAACAUGUGCAAGCUGAAACCUCUUCUGCAGAGAUGGCUGGACGAGGCGGAAACCUCGGAGAACCCUCAGGAUGUGUGUUGGAGAGGGGAUGCAUCCAAAAGUCUUGAGGACUGGACUCGGGGCACCCCUGAUAUGUACAAGAUUGAGCGAGUGUUCGUCGACACCAGAAAGAGAAAGCGGAGGACCAGUCUGGAGGGAGCGGUGCGCUCUGCUCUGGAGGCCUACUUCAUCAAAUGUCCCAAGCCCAACACUCAGGAAAUAACGCAGAUCUCGGACGAUCUGGGCCUGGAAAGAGACGUGGUGCGCGUUUGGUUCUGCAACCGAAGACAGAAGGGCAAACGUCUGGCGCUGCCGCUGGACGAGGAGUGUGAAGGCCAGUACUACGAGCAGAGCCCUUCACCUUUGAACAUGGCCCCUUCCCCCAUCCAAAACCAAGCCUACCCAUCCUCCAGCUACACCGGAGCACCUCCUCCCACCCUCUACAUGCCCCCGCUCCACCGACCCGACGUCCUGAAACAGGCGCUCCACCCUGGACUGGUUGGUCACCUGACCGGAUAAACGGGUGGGUAGUCUCCCAACCAGACCACACUUUCCCGUCUCAAGCAUCCACCGAAACCCCACCUGAGCUCAAAAUGGGAAUCCGGAUCCAGUUGACUGGAUCAUGGGGGGAAACGCAGCAAACAUGACUUUUUGACUGUGGAAAAAAAACCAAACAAGUUCGAUAGGCCUUAAUCUAUGAAUUUUUUACGAUGACCGUGCCUUUCUUUUCCCUCUUUGUGGAUAAUUUAAGCCCUCAGUUUUGCAGAUUUGUACUCCAGUUUUUGGUACGGAUGUGAAGUGAGGUUACAGUUAAAACCUUUUAGUACUGCUGAGCCCAGGGAGUAGGCUUAACCUCAAAAUGUUUUUAAGUCAUGUCUAUAUUUGUGCAAUACUUCAUCUGGAAAUGGCUGCUUUUGCACACACCCGCAAUCUUCACCAUCAAACAUUUAUUACGAUUCAUGGUUGCACAUAUUAAAAGCUAAUAUUACAGAGAUUUUAGAGGGAAGAAGUGUCUCAUCACACUUGUUUUUUUUUUUUAAAAGUACGCUUCUUUUUAAUUGCAUUUCAAUGUUCUUUGCUUUAAUCCCAUGCAUCAAGACCUUUAGUGCCAAUGAAUUGUGACGACACUGGGGAAAAAAAGGCUGAAUUGCUUUGUAUCUCUUUUCCCUUGUUAAGUCAAAGCCCUGAUGUCAGUACAUUUUUUUAAUGUUUGCUCUAGCUGUUAGCUUUUAAUGUGAAUUUAUUGACAAAUAAUUCUAAUAUAUUGAAUUGUGGCAGUGAGGUAAAAAAAAAUCAUCC
Fundulus heteroclitus (mummichog) is the source of this 2576-nucleotide messenger RNA. RefSeq names its product POU domain, class 5, transcription factor 3 (gene pou5f3). Gene Ontology annotation, molecular function: DNA-binding transcription factor activity, RNA polymerase II-specific; RNA polymerase II cis-regulatory region sequence-specific DNA binding. Bases 306 to 1796 code for a protein of 496 amino acids. The record is from RefSeq and is a predicted model, not a curated record. The transcript is spliced from 6 exons. Gene Ontology annotation, biological process: regulation of transcription by RNA polymerase II. Lineage: Eukaryota; Metazoa; Chordata; Actinopteri; Cyprinodontiformes; Fundulidae.